Messenger RNA from Prionailurus viverrinus (fishing cat), 3842 nucleotides. RefSeq names its product EBF transcription factor 1 (gene EBF1). The transcript has 17 exons. NCBI's taxonomy places the organism in Eukaryota, Metazoa, Chordata, Mammalia, Carnivora, Felidae. Gene Ontology annotation, biological process: regulation of transcription by RNA polymerase II. The record is from RefSeq and is a predicted model, not a curated record. Gene Ontology annotation, molecular function: DNA-binding transcription factor activity, RNA polymerase II-specific; RNA polymerase II cis-regulatory region sequence-specific DNA binding. Bases 1227 to 3041 code for a protein of 604 amino acids.
GUUCAAAUCCCUGAGAAAAAUAUCGCCCUUCCCUUCCGUCUGUUUCCCCUCUCCAGCCCGGCUCUGCCCAGCUGUGCCCAGCUCCUUCCCAGCACAGACGCUGGUGCUCAGCGAUCCUUCGCUCGCCACUUUGCGAGGAACUUUGGCUAGCUCCCCUGCGCCACCCGGAGAGGGAUGUUAAUGAGGGAGCGUGGCCCAGCGCGGCGAGCCAGAAGGCUUCUUAAGCCGCGAUUGGCUGCAGCUUGGCGGAAGGAUGGCGUUAUGCAAAUGAAGGGGCGGGGCCGUGAGGCGCGAGCCCCGCCUCCUCCCUUUGGGGUUAGUGUGCCUGUGUUUAGCUCUGGGGAGAGUCAAACUGGAUUCCAUAGGGAAAGCCUGCAAAUCACUUCUAUUUUAGCAAGGAGAAAACAGAAUCUCCAUCCAGCAGGGUCCACCCCUCUCUCUUUCUCCCUCUCCUCUCUCUCUUUCUCUUUCUCUCUCUGUCUUUCCCUCCCCCCCUUCCUCUUUCCCUCUCUCUCCCCCCUUCCCCCCACCCCACUCUCCCUCUCUGGUGUAUCUGUCUACGGCAACCAGCGUCCUCAUCUAAACGCACUGAAAGGAAAGAAACAUCUUUGGUUGGGAGAGAAGGAGGAAAAAAAAGAGAGAGAGAGGAAAAAACUUGCCUGGUUGUGGAAAAUGACACUUGAAGUAGCAAAGCCGGCAGCGCGAGUUGAGUCUAUUGUUUCUUAAAUUGCCAUCAGGGCUUUUUUUUUCUUCCUGCUUCUUCAAGUGAAGGGUACCUCUACAAAAGGAAACUCCAGCCCCUCCUGUCCUCCACCGGCCUGUGAUCAUUACAAAAAAAAAAAAAAAAAAAAAAAAAAAAAGAAAAAAAAAAAAAGAAAAAAAAAAGAAAAAAAAAAAAAGCACCCAAACCAAAAAUUAACCAACCAAACAACCCCCAACAGCCAAGCAUACAUCUCUAUUUUUUUUUAUUUUGGUCUUUUCGUUGGAUUUUCCCUUCUUUUUUUUUUUUCUCUCCUUUUUUUUCGUGUUAUCGCUCAGUUUUGAGCGAAGGUUUACAUUUUUAAAAAAUUUGCUUUCCAGCCCGCCUUGAUCUUCUAGCGCGAGUUCAUCGUCUCAAAAAAAAAAAAAAAUCUCUGGCUGGCGUUUUUCUUUCCUUUUUUUUUUUUUUUUUUUUUUUUCAAUAUUUUCAAGGGGGAGGAGAUUUUCCACAAGAAAAGGUUGUUUUCAUGUUUGGGAUUCAGGAAAGCAUCCAACGGAGUGGAAGCAGCAUGAAGGAAGAGCCGCUGGGCAGCGGCAUGAACGCGGUGCGGACGUGGAUGCAGGGCGCCGGGGUGCUGGACGCCAACACGGCGGCGCAGAGCGGGGUGGGUCUGGCCCGGGCUCACUUUGAGAAGCAGCCGCCUUCCAAUCUGCGGAAAUCCAACUUCUUCCACUUCGUCCUGGCCCUCUACGACAGACAGGGCCAGCCCGUGGAGAUCGAGAGGACAGCCUUUGUUGGGUUCGUGGAGAAGGAAAAAGAAGCCAACAGCGAAAAGACCAAUAACGGGAUUCACUACCGGCUCCAGCUCCUCUACAGCAAUGGGAUAAGGACGGAGCAGGAUUUCUACGUGCGCCUCAUUGACUCCAUGACAAAACAAGCCAUAGUGUAUGAAGGCCAAGACAAGAACCCAGAAAUGUGCCGAGUCUUGCUCACACACGAAAUCAUGUGCAGCCGCUGUUGUGACAAGAAAAGCUGUGGCAACCGAAAUGAGACUCCCUCAGAUCCAGUGAUAAUUGACAGGUUCUUCUUGAAAUUUUUCCUCAAAUGUAACCAAAAUUGCCUAAAGAAUGCAGGAAAUCCACGUGACAUGCGGAGAUUCCAGGUCGUGGUGUCUACGACAGUCAAUGUGGAUGGCCAUGUCCUGGCAGUCUCUGAUAACAUGUUUGUCCAUAAUAACUCUAAGCAUGGGCGGAGGGCUCGGAGGCUUGACCCCUCGGAAGGUACGCCCUCUUAUCUGGAACAUGCAGCUACUCCCUGUAUCAAAGCCAUCAGCCCGAGUGAAGGAUGGACGACGGGAGGCGCGACUGUGAUCAUCAUAGGGGACAAUUUCUUUGAUGGGUUACAGGUCAUAUUCGGUACCAUGCUGGUCUGGAGUGAGCUGAUUACUCCUCAUGCCAUCCGUGUGCAGACCCCUCCUCGGCACAUCCCUGGUGUUGUAGAAGUCACAUUGUCCUACAAAUCGAAACAGUUCUGCAAAGGGACACCAGGAAGAUUCAUUUACACAGCGCUCAAUGAACCCACCAUCGAUUAUGGUUUCCAGAGGUUACAGAAGGUCAUUCCUCGGCACCCUGGCGACCCCGAGCGUUUGCCAAAGGAAGUAAUACUCAAAAGGGCUGCAGACCUGGUGGAAGCGCUGUAUGGGAUGCCACACAACAACCAGGAAAUUAUUCUGAAGAGAGCCGCUGACAUCGCAGAGGCUCUGUACAGUGUCCCCCGCAACCACAGCCAGCUCCCGGCCCUCACCAACACCUCGGUCCACGCGGGAAUGAUGGGCGUGAAUUCCUUCAGUGGACAACUGGCUGUGAAUGUCUCGGAGGCGUCACAGGCCACCAAUCAGGGUUUCACCCGCAACUCAAGCAGCGUGUCACCACACGGGUACGUGCCGAGCACCACCCCCCAGCAGACCAACUAUAACUCCGUCACCACGAGCAUGAACGGGUACGGCACUGCCGCCAUGUCCAACCUGGGCGGCUCUCCGACCUUCCUCAACGGCUCAGCUGCCAACUCGCCCUACGCCAUCGUGCCAUCCAGCCCCACCAUGGCCUCCUCCACAAGCCUCCCCUCCAACUGCAGCAGCUCCUCGGGCAUCUUCUCCUUCUCACCAGCCAACAUGGUCUCAGCCGUGAAACAGAAGAGUGCUUUUGCACCAGUCGUCAGACCCCAGACUUCCCCGCCUCCCACCUGCACCAGCACCAAUGGGAACAGCCUGCAAGACCAGUCUUUUGUGGACUCUAGCAAGUUCUCCACUGCAGGGUCUCUCCCGGGACUGGCAUUCUCCUGAACGAUAUCUGGCAUGAUCGUUCCUCCCAUGUGAAAGAAUUGCCUUGAAGAAUUUUAUUAAUGAAGAGGUUGGAUUCUGCUACAGAGAGUAAUCUGAUACAAGUCCCCGAGUGGAACUUUUAACUCAGGCCUUUUUAAGAGGAAUCACAAUAACUGCAGAUUUUUAAACAAACAAUAUCACCGACCUUGCAAAUACUGAAAUUGGAAGGGUUCUGCAAGUGCAGUGUUGGUUAAAAGUUGUACCUCCCAAGUAUUUGGGGGAUAUAUUUAUUCUGUGUUGAUAAAAGCAAAUCCACUUUUUCAUUUUCUUUCUUUUUUUUUUUAAGCUUAACUCUGCAAUCAUUUGUCUUUUAUAAACCGUAAAGCUGUAUACAAGGGACACUAUAAAUAAGACUCCAUGUUUUAAUUUAUGAUGUUUUUAAAGCUGUGUAAAGGGAGAAUGAAGUGGUGAUAUUUACAAAAAAGUAAAAAAAAAAAAAAAGAAAAGAAGAAAAAAAAAAAAAAAGCUUGUAUGGGACAGAAUAGGAAUGCCAGUUAGAUUUUUUAGAAAACUAAGGGUCGGCUUUUGCGCCUUAAAGCAUAUCAAAUGGUAGUUAGCUCAGACAGUGCAUUUUCAAUAUCUAACUUAACAUGCCAUCCCUUAGCAGUGCAAGCUUAUUUAUCUCUUUUGUAUUGUUGUCUUAAGUAACUGUGUAAAUAAAUGCAGCCUGGAAAGUUAAAAAGUGAUGUAAGUGAUCACAUUUUUCCCUUCUACUCAAAAAUCCAGUGCCUCUAGACAGAUUGUUAAAACUGCAUAUUUAAA